AUGGCCUCCAAGCUCCUUUCCGUCCUGAUCAUCGCGGCUGGCUUUUCCCUCCUUGCCCCAGCCUUCGUCUCCGGACUCUCGGGAAGCCCCACCGCGGCGCCCCGCACGAGGCAGGCGGCUGUGCCUGAGGCAAUGGACUCUGUGGAUCUGCAGUCCUCUGUGUCCACCGCGCUCGAGGUGUCAACACCAGGAUGGUGGGCCAACAUCGUGCUGCUGGUGAUCCCCUGCGCCAUUUUCAUCAUCAUCUACCUGCAGUCGGAGAGGACCAAGUUUGAAGCCGCCACCAAGUGA
Molecule: messenger RNA, 291 nt
Organism: Symbiodinium pilosum
Lineage: Eukaryota; Dinophyceae; Suessiales; Symbiodiniaceae
Source: the annotation of a GenBank genome assembly